Messenger RNA from Periophthalmus magnuspinnatus, 2270 nucleotides. Its product is annotated as rho GTPase-activating protein 19-like. The record is from RefSeq and is a predicted model, not a curated record. NCBI's taxonomy places the organism in Eukaryota, Metazoa, Chordata, Actinopteri, Gobiiformes, Gobiidae. Gene Ontology annotation, biological process: regulation of small GTPase mediated signal transduction; signal transduction. Gene Ontology annotation, cellular component: cytoplasm. The coding region runs from base 30 to 1397 and encodes 455 amino acids. The transcript has 11 exons. Gene Ontology annotation, molecular function: GTPase activator activity.
GCGGAAGUAGAAACAGCGGAAGAUUCAAAAUGAAGAUGGCGGCCGACAACAACAACCACAACUUGGACAAACGCGCUUCGAAAUCCAACGUGUUUAAUAUCCACGAAAGGACCUUGUCGAGCCAGCCAGUCAUCUUUAAUCCGGACUUUUUUGUGGAAAGGCUGCGGCACGAGCAUCCCCAGGAAUUCACCGACCUGGUUCUCAGUAACAUCACCCGCCUCAUCGACCUGCCCGGGGACGAGUUUUCUCAGCUCAGUGGGGAAGCUGAACCCAGACUGCCCUCUUCUGCUGGAGGCUUCCUGCGCUCCCUCAACUUUCUGAAACGGAAAGAAAAAGGCCUUGUUUUUGGAGCACCAUUGACUGAAGAAGGAAUAGCACAGAUCUACCAACUCAUUGAAUAUUUAAGCAAAAACCUUCAUGUGGAGGGUUUGUUCCGUGUACCAGGUCACAGCCUUCGGCAGGCGGCCCUCAGAGAGAUGCUGAACACUGGAGCGGAGAUUGAUCUGGAGACUGGUGACUUCCACCCAAACGACGCUGCCACUCUGCUCAAAGCUUUCCUGGGAGAACUUCCAGAGCCCCUGCUUACUCACAGGCACUAUCUCGCUCACCUAAAGAUUGGAGAGUUGACUCGCUUUGAUGAACAGGGGAAUAAGACCACCACUCCAGAUAAAGAGCGCCAGAUCGAGGCAUUUCAACUGCUCUUCAUGCUGUUGCCACCAGCCAACCGCAGCCUAUUGAAACUACUACUUGACCUCCUAUACCAUACAGCCCGUAAUCAACAUGUGAACAAGAUGUCUGCCAUCAAUCUGGCCACAAUGUUUGCACCGCACAUCAUCUGGCCCAAAAAUGUUACAGCAAGUGAUCUACAAGGAAACAUUGAGAAACUAAAUAAAGGGGUGGCAUCUCUCAUUCGAUACUCGCAAAAAUUAUUCAAGGCACCUGUUUAUGUCAAAGAAUAUGCCCGAUUAUUCUUCACUGGAUCAACAGCACUUAAACCAAAUGAUGACAUGACUCUUUGUUCCGGAGCUAAAAAUGGGCCUUUAGCUGCUGUGCCACUUUCAACCCCAACAAAAAGGAGUGGGCCAGAGGUCAGCGACACGGAGCAUCAGAACUACACCCAGUCAGCACUGAGGGAGCUCUACCAGCAAGUCAACAAGAUGCCCGAGUCUGCUAAGAAGAAAAAACUCAUCAAACAGUUUGAGAAGCCGCUGCAAAGUCCUUCAGAGUCAAGGGCCCCUUUCUGCCGGAGACAUUGGCGCUCACGCUCUUUGGGAGAAAAAAUUAAGAGGAAAGUGCUGGGAAGCCAGAUACUAACUGACAAAGAAAAUGGGCAUCUAAAAAGUCGCCACUCAAGCACGUCUGAGGGUUCCCCCAGAGCCAUAAAUGAGACGGAUUGAGAUGACUGAAGACCCUUCAGUCUAAUUUUCUGAGCUUUCAAAGGAUUUCCUCAGGUGUUUUGGCAAGAAGCGGAAAUUUUAAUUUCAUCGUGAGCUUGUCUGUAAAGCUUAUGAAAACUGAAAUCUGUCAUUUUUAUGACAGAUUGGGUUUCAUUGGGUUACGAAAUCCCAAAGGUCUGACAAAAAUAUAUUUAUAUUCAUCAGAUCAUCAGAAAAUGUUUAUACUGUGCUUUCCCGCCAUUGUGAAGGUUACUUGAAAGUCACUUUUUGUUUGUAGUAAUGACCACAUAUGCAAAAUAUUGUAAUAUAUAUUAUUUAAAAGCAAAUGCCAAAAUACAUAAAGCCACACCUUUUGUUACUUUUAUACAACAGACCUUUGGUGCAAUUGAAACAUUAAAAUGUGCCUUAAAAUAAUCCAUUUCAAGUGACUUAAGAUUUUGUGUGUGUUUGACAGAAUUAGUUAAAAAGACACACCAUGAUUACAAGCUGUUUGGGAUGAAUACUUUGAGUUUUAUUCUGUGAAGUUAUGAACUACUGUUUUUUUUAUGUAUUUUACUCAUCUUUUAAAACUUUUCCACAGCCUGCUUUAUGCAUUAUUGUAGUUUUUGUAAAUAUGAGCCCUUUUUGUGCAAUGCAACAUAGCAUGUAUAUUUUUAUAUGCUUUUGGCAUUUUUUCAUUUUUGUUCAAGACCAAUGGAAAUUUGUUACUUUGUUGUGGUUCUUGACAAUAUUCCUUCCUGACCACUGAACUGGACUGAUCAGUUUCCUUCUGUUACUAUUAUUUUGAUAAUGAGCCGAGUCUUUUCAGAGACUAUACACUGACUGAUACUACUGUGCUAUGCAAACCAGCCAGCCAUUAAAAUCGUGACAAGC